Dryobates pubescens (Downy woodpecker) is the source of this 2497-nucleotide messenger RNA. It is a transcript of the gene TAGAP, whose product is annotated as T cell activation RhoGTPase activating protein. The coding region runs from base 128 to 2206 and encodes 692 amino acids. The record is from RefSeq and is a predicted model, not a curated record. Gene Ontology annotation, biological process: regulation of Rho protein signal transduction; signal transduction. Lineage: Eukaryota; Metazoa; Chordata; Aves; Piciformes; Picidae. Gene Ontology annotation, molecular function: GTPase activator activity. The transcript is spliced from 10 exons.
GAGUGAUGUUUCGUCUUUCCUCUGCAGUUCUCGGGAGGUGAAGGAGCUCUGGCUGAACUCACUCCUUGGGCAAACAAAAGGACCUAAGGAAACCAGAGUGUCCAGAGCUCCCCCGAUCAAACUCCUAAUGAAAGUGUUAAGCAGCUGUAAUAUCUCAAAGACACUAAAUGCUGGGAGCAUGGAGAAUCUGAUUGAGUGCCAGACAGAGGAUGAUAGCAAGAAAUGCCCCCUGUUGGUCCCAGCAGAUACUGAAGAUGGACUUUACCACUCAACUGCAGAUGGAACAAAGAAAAGAAAGAAGGUGAUAUCACAGUCAUUUACUCUGAGACGAAGCUCCACCAAUGGGAAUUCCCCAGGGCAGCUUGACUCGGGUGCCAAAAUCACUCUGUUUGGCCAGCCUCUAGCUAUUAUCUGUGGGGAAGAUGACACACUGCCCCAACCAGUCCAGGAUCUCCUAGCUAUAUUGUAUAUGAAAGGACCUUCCACUGAAGGCAUAUUCAGAAAAGCUGCCAAUGAGAAAGCACGAAAGGAAUUGAAGGAGGAUCUAAAUAGAGGCGAGAAUAUCGAUUUGAAAAGCAAGUCUGUGCACCUGCUGGCAGCGGUGUUGAAGGACUUCCUCCGAAAUAUUCCCUCCAAACUCCUGUCGGCUGACCUCUAUGAGAAGUGGAUGCAAGCUCUGGAGAAGCCAAGCAAGCAGGGAAAAAUUGAAGAAUUGAAAAUGGUGGCUGAUGAGCUCCCUAUACCAAACCUCAUCUUGCUCAAGCACAUGCUCUCUCUGCUCCACCACAUCAGCCAAAAUGCUGAGAACAACAGGAUGGAUUCCAGCAAUCUGGCCAUCUGUGUUGGCCCAAAUAUGCUGAGCCCAGAGAUGGACAACACUCUCCCACUGGAAGUGCAGAAAGAGAUGAAUGACAAGGUGACAGUGUUGGUGGAGUUCCUCAUAAACAACUGCUCGGAAAUAUUUGGGGAUGGCAUUGCCUUCUCUGUCUGUGCCUUGGCUGAGGAGCUACCAGAGCACACAGAUAGCCCCACAGAACACCUGUGUGCUGCUCAACAGAAUGACUCUGCAUAUGACAGCCCAGAUCCUGAAGCUGAACUAAGCCCAUGUACCUCUCAGUUGGAAGAUCCCAAAGGGAGAAGCACUAGUGUGAGCAGAAGAUAUCUGAAACACAUCUCUGCCUCUUCACUGACUAAUUUCAGAAACGACAUCAGCACGAUGGACAGGAGGUACUCAGAGCCAGACCUGUCCUUCCAGAACCGCCUUGAAGGCAGGAUAAGGAAACAGAAGCUAAACAAAAGCGAGGACAAUUUUCCGAUUCAGCAGAAACUGCUGGGGAUGGAGGCACUGGAGAAACAGCUUGUGGUCUUACCUUCACAAUUAUCAACUGACUCUCUACCCAAAACAUCCUCCAGUUGCUCCCUGGAGAGCUCUGAUAGCUCAGUCUUCACCAACUCCCCGGUAGUUUCUCCCUGCAGUCCCAAAAAAACCUUUUUAAAUAGGCCCCAGUCCUUUUCUACCAAGGCCACUGAAGACUGUAGUACACCUAGCAGAGAGAUCAAAAAGCAUUCAAUGUCAUUCUCUUUUGCAAACCACAGGAAAACAUUAUUGAAAACCCAGAGCUGGGGGCCUGGAAGAAACAUGGGGUUUCAAAGAGACAGUUUCACAAAAAAAGAAGAUCAGUUCUCCUGCAGAGCUGUCCAGAACUGCCCUGAUGACAAACCAUUGCCUGUGGCAUAUCAGCGAAGGCUCCGUUUCAGGUCAGCUGAUGAAGUGUUCAGAGAGGUAGACCAAAGAAAUCCUGGAAGACCACCCUCUUAUGAAGAGGCUACUAAAACCUGCCUGGCCUCUGAAGUUCCCUCCCCUGGUCUUACGGUUCACAGUAUGAGAGUCAAGGUGUCAAACCAGGAGGCUUUGCUGCCUCAUCCGUGCAGCAGCUGUGCACAGGAUGCAGCAUAUACAACUCAAAGGAAUCUAUGCAGGGGCAGAGUUUCUGCAGCAAAGGAUUCUGAUGUGGAAACUGAAACUCUCACCAUCACUGUGGGACUAAACUCUCGUGUGAAUUUACCUGUGACCCCAGGAGUCUACCGGUUAAGAGCCAUGUCUGAAUCUUGUCAAAAGAACAAACUUAAGUCUGUAGCUCGAAGGUGCAGCCAGCCAGUUUUUGAGGUAGACCAAAUCCAGUAUGCUAAGGAAUCCUAUGUUUAAAAAGUCUAUUACUCCUCUUCACUGUGUACAAAGGAAAUAUUGUAAAAACAGAUAUCUUGUACAUCUUUUGUAAGAUUUUACUUUCAAGAGACCAAAAAUAAGCUAGCUCUGCAUUAACUUUUUUCCCCUUGAGGCUCUCCUGAAGGGCCUGCCGGCUUGACAUACCACAUUCUUUCACCACAAGAGGUGGUGGUGGGGAAGACCUGUGUAUUAUUAUGUAAAAAUGUAAGCAUACAUAACUUCUUGUGUGGGAAAAAUAGUUAGUAGUUGAUAAAUGCUGUUCUAUUUGUA